Messenger RNA from Chironomus riparius, 2976 nucleotides. The record is from the annotation of a GenBank genome assembly. NCBI's taxonomy places the organism in Eukaryota, Metazoa, Arthropoda, Insecta, Diptera, Chironomidae.
AUGCGAGACACAUUCAACAUGGAACACUCGAGACAUCCUGAUAGCUAUGAUAUCAAAAAACCCUUCAUGAAGUUGAGUCGCAUGACAUUUCUUAUGCUCCUUGUCAUCUUCAUUUGCAGUUUAAUUGCCGUUGCACUUCUUGUCUAUAAUUUUGCUGUAUGUCCGCAAGAUGAAAGUGUAAGGACUUGUGGAAGUCAGUAUCACAACCAAUUUAAUUCAAAUGUAUUGCCAACUAGUAUACUACCUGUGGAAGAUGGAGAUGCUGAGCCAAUAGUGUACAAAGAUGUGAGAUUACCGAGAUCAAUGAAGCCUAUGGCUUAUGAUAUAGUAAUAGCACCUGACUUUAGUGGUGAAAAUUUUACAUUCAAAGGUGAUGUCGCUGUUGAAAUUCAAGUUGAUCAAAGCUGCACAAAUAUUUCAAUACAUUCAUGGACAUUAAAAAUCAAUAGAAAUCAUACAAGCAUUAAAGUCCUGAAUGAUAAUGGGGAAGGAACUGAUGAAGAAAUUACUGUGAAAAAUCAAUAUUUUAUUGAUGAAAAACAAUUUCUAGUAAUUGAGACAAAUGAAGUGUUGGAAGCAGGUAAAAAGUAUCUGAUAAAAUUGAAGUAUGUCGGACAAAUUAUAGACAAUUUGCAAGGAUUUUAUAAGUCUUCAUACACAGUUGAUAACCAAACUAAAUGGCUGGCAUCUACGCAGUUCCAAGCAACUGAUGCAAGGAGAGCAUUUCCAUGUUUCGAUGAACCAGAAUUUAAAGCUACAUUUAAAAUAACUCUUGGACGUCCAAAAUCGAUGAUAACUUUAUCAAACAUGCCGCUUGAAAAAACAGUUCAACAAAUUGAUCGAGUUCCAGCACCAACAAAAGACUAUGUUUUUGAUAUUUACCAAGAAUCUGUGAAAAUGUCAACAUACUUGGUGGCUUUUGUCGUUUGUGACUUUAAAAAUAAUUCUGAUGGAAAUGUAGGAGUUUGGGCACGAGCUGAUGCAGUUCAGUCAACGGAUUAUGCUUUGUCGAUUGCUCCCAAAAUUUUGAAGUUCUUGGAAGGUUUCUUUGGGGUGAAAUAUCCUUUACCAAAAACAGAUUUGAUCGCUAUUCCUGAUUUUGCAUUUGGUGCUAUGGAGAACUUCGGAUUGAUAACAUUCCGUGAAACAGCCAUGCUCUAUGACGAAGGAGUUUCAGCGAUCGGUAAAAAAAUGACAGUUGCAGCUGUUGUAUCUCAUGAGAUUGCACAUCAGUGGUUCGGAAACUUAGUAACUCCUCACUGGUGGAGUGAUUUGUGGCUAAAUGAAGGUUUUGCCACUUUCAUGGAACACAUAAUAGUCGAUCACAUUGAGCCAACGUGGAAAUCUAAGGAUCUUUUCGUCGUUAAUGAGCUUCAUCAAGUAUUUUCUCUUGAUGCCCUAAUUUCAUCGCAUAAAAUCUCGAUUGAAGUCCAAAAUCCCGAUCAAAUCAAUGAAAUAUUUGACUCAAUAUCCUACUCAAAAGGUGCAUCACUCAUUCGUUCAAUGGAAAAUUUCCUUACUAUGGAUGUCUUCAAAAGAGGACUGUCCAAUUACUUGAAAGAAUUUUCUUUCCAAACUGCAACUCAAAAUGAUUUAUGGCAUGCUCUCACAUUAGAAGCUGUUAGUUCUGGAGUUCUUAGUGCCAAUAUGUCAGUCAAGGAAAUUAUGGAUGGAUGGACAUUACAAACUGGUCUUCCAUUAUUGACUGUAACUAGAAAUUAUGAAAAUAAUGAGAUGAAAUUGGAACAAAAAAGAUUCAUUUUGAUUGAAUCGAAUUCUACGGAAGUGCUGAAAUUAAAUACUGAAAUGGAUCAAUUGUGGUUCAUUCCUAUUUCAUAUACAACUAAACGUGAACUGGACUUUGAGAAUACCAAGCCAUCGUAUUGGAUGAAAGCUAAAAAAUCGAUUACAAUCAAUCAGGAUAUUGACAAUACUGAAUGGAUAAUUUUCAAUCCACAAGUCGCUCACUAUUAUCGAGUCAACUAUGAUGCAGAAAAUUGGAAGCUCAUAACGAAGCAUCUCAAUGAUCCACAACAUUACAAUGAAAUUUCACAAGCAAAUCGCGCUCAAUUGAUGGAUGAUGCAAUGAACUUAGCACGUGCUGAUAUUCUCGAUUACAGUGUUGCAAUGGAUUUGACAAAGUACUUAAAGCAUGAAAUUGAUUAUGUACCGUGGAAAACCGCAAUCAGUAAUUUAUUCUACAUUGACUCAAUGCUCAUUCGAAUGCCAGAUUAUCACUUAAUGAAGCAAUACUUUACAACGAGAAUAGAAAACAUUUACAAUCAGUUAGGUUUUGAGGAUCGUGGAGAUAUUUUACAGAAGAUGAGUCGACAUGAGAUUUUAAGAGCUGCUUGCCAUUUGGGGAAUAGAGAUUGUAUUGCAAAUUCAAUCAGAGAGUAUCAUUUAUGGAAAAUGGAAGCUAAUCCUGACAUCAAUAAUCCAAUUUCUCCAAAUCUUAAACUAAUUGUAUACUGCACAGCCAUAAGACAUGGAGAUCAUGAAGACUGGGACUUUGCAUGGGAUAGAUUCUUGAAUACCUCAAUGUCAAGCGAGAAGGAACUUUUGCUGCAAGCACUUGGAUGUACUCGAGAACCCUGGUUACUAAGUCGCUAUUUGGAAAGAUCACUUGAAAAUGAAGCAAUCAGGAAACAAGAUACAUUUAGAGUAUUUUCAUCAGUCUCAAGUAACGUCUGGGGACAACCAAUUGCAUUUAACUUUAUAAAAAAUAAUUGGAAGAGACUUAGACAACACUUCGGACUUGGAUCACCGAUGAGCACAUUAAAUAGUCUGAUAAAAUUCGUCACUAAACGGAUGACAGACCCUAAUCAAUUGGAUGAUUUAAAGCGAUUCGAUGAUAAGGAAUUGAAAGCAGGAAGAUCAUUGAAACAGGCAAUUGAACAGGCUGAAGCAAAUAUUGCAUGGCUAAAUAAGAAUCAUAAAAAAAUUGUUGAUUGGCUUAAAGUUAAUUUAGACUAG